Messenger RNA from Juglans regia (Persian walnut), 538 nucleotides. RefSeq names its product mediator of RNA polymerase II transcription subunit 21-like. Gene Ontology annotation, cellular component: mediator complex. The transcript is spliced from 3 exons. The coding region runs from base 129 to 458 and encodes 109 amino acids. Gene Ontology annotation, molecular function: transcription coregulator activity. Gene Ontology annotation, biological process: regulation of transcription by RNA polymerase II. The record is from RefSeq and is a predicted model, not a curated record. NCBI's taxonomy places the organism in Eukaryota, Viridiplantae, Streptophyta, Magnoliopsida, Fagales, Juglandaceae.
UCCGUCCAAAAGGCAACGUUCCAUUCGCAAAGUAAAAGUCCCCUCUCCGAGCUCCGUCGUCCACUGAACUGGAAUGGUUGGCCGGUCAGUAUGCAAAUCUUAAGAUUGAUUGAUUUUGAGGGAAGAAGAUGGACAUAAUAUCGCAAUUACAACAAGAAGCGAAUACGAUCGCAGCGCUAGCCUUUAACACAUUCGGUACAGUACUGCAAAGGGACACUCCUCCUGUUCGACUCUCCCCUAAUUAUCCCGAACCACCUCCGAAUAACCCCGCUGACGACGCCGCCCCCAACUUCUUCGAACAACCCAAGCUUCUCAUCAUUGCACUCAUCAAGGCCACUAAACAGUUUGAUAGUCUGGUUGCAGCACUACCGUUGUCUGAUGGAGGUGAAGAAGCGCAGCUGAAAAGGAUAGCAGAACUGCAGGCUGAAAAUGAUGCUGUGGGCCCAGAACUUCAGUGACAGCUUUUCAGUCUUCAUUGCAUACUUUCUAGUACUCAAAAGUCAUAAAUUAGCACCUUCAGAAGAAACCAGAUUGCAAC